GGCGGGGACUCGCCCGGCCCCUCCCGCCCCGCCCACCCCCGGCGGGCGGAAGGGGCCGGUCCGGCCGUGACGUGGCGGGAUGGCGGAGUCCUACGUGAGACCGGGGAACCGGGAGCGCGGCUGGAACGACCCCCCCCAGUUCUCGUACGGGCUGCAGGCGCAGGCCGGGGGCUCCCGCCGGACGCCGCUCACCCGCCGGGCCCCCCCCCCCCCCGAGGGCGCAUCCCCAGGUGCCCCCCCGGCCGCGGGCAGUGCCCCCGCAGACCCCUCCGCGCCGCCCCCCCGGGCGCUGGGGCCGCCCCCGCUGGGGCCCGUGGGCGCUGCCCCGCGGGCCGAGGCGCGGCCGUGCCCGGAGGAGCGGGAGUGCAGCGUGUCCGCCGACACCGUGCUCGCCCCGCUGCGGGCGGCCCUGGACUCCUGCCGGCCCUCGGUGCAGAAACAAGUGUGCAAUGACAUCGGGCGGCGGCUGACAGUGCUGGAGGACGCGUGGGCUCAGGGGAAGCUGUCGGCACCGGUGAGGAAGAGGAUGAGCCUCCUGGUGCAAGAGCUCCAGCAGCAGCACUGGGACGCGGCUGACGAGAUCCACCGCUCGCUCAUGGUGGACCACGUGAACGAGGUGAGCCAGUGGAUGGUGGGCGUCAAGCGCCUCAUCGCCGAGACACGGAACCUGCCCGAUGCAGCGACGGACGGCAGCGCUGAGACCGAGACCGAGCCUAAGACCGAGACCGAGCCGGGCCAGGAGGAGCCCUGACACCGGGGGCGGGGCUGCGGACUGUGAGCGGGGCAGCCCCUGCCCAGGGCCGCCGGCAGGAGCAGGGACCCCGCUGCCAGAGGGAGUCGGGGCACCCCCUCUGCCUCCCAAUCCUCAUCCAGGAAAAGGGGAUUUUAAUCAUUGCGACAUUUUAGUGGCGAUUCAUUAUGUUUAAUAAACAACACCAACCUGCCCCCAGC
Messenger RNA from Corapipo altera (White-ruffed manakin), 951 nucleotides. It is a transcript of the gene SRA1, whose product is annotated as steroid receptor RNA activator 1. The transcript has 5 exons. NCBI's taxonomy places the organism in Eukaryota, Metazoa, Chordata, Aves, Passeriformes, Pipridae. Gene Ontology annotation, cellular component: nucleus. The coding region runs from base 80 to 751 and encodes 223 amino acids. Gene Ontology annotation, biological process: regulation of transcription by RNA polymerase II. The record is from RefSeq and is a predicted model, not a curated record.